This is a messenger RNA of Adineta steineri, 1056 nucleotides long. The record is from the annotation of a GenBank genome assembly. Lineage: Eukaryota; Metazoa; Rotifera; Eurotatoria; Adinetida; Adinetidae.
AUGGAUUGGAUAGCAGGCAAAUCAUAUUUUAUUGGUUAUACUACAAUCGAUCGAUUUGAUUCUAUCAUUUUUUUGCAUAAUUAUUUUUAUACAUGGUCAAUAGGAAUAUUAUUUUCUUUAAUACUUCCAAUAUUAUAUAUUUUUGCUCCAUCAUUAUUCCAUAAUAAAAAUCGUACAUCAUAUUUUCUAAUAAUUUGUCUUGUUUGUUUAUCAAAUAUGUGUUGUAUUUAUAUUCAACCAUAUUUAUUAAGUGAUUUCGGUGAACCAAAUUUAUCAAUUCAUUUAUGUCGUUUUAUUGUUUAUAUAUCAACAUUUGCUAAACCAUUUGGAUUAUAUUUAACAUUAUUAUUUAGUAUUGAAAGAAUUUGUACGAAAUUUAUUUUACGAACAAAUAAUCAUCGAAUAUUAUUGAAAAGAUUUUUUUCGUUAUCAAUUAUUUUUGGUAUUUGUUUUAUUGUUUCAAUUAGAUUAUUCGAAGUUAUAAAAUUAAUUAAAAACAAUCAAUUGACAUCGAAUAAAACAAUUGUUUCUGGUCAAAAAAUGAUCGAUGUUGAUUAUAAUUCAUCAGAUAGUAUACUAUCAUUUCAAUAUUGUUAUCGUUCAAUGAAUAUUGGAACUUACGCAAGAAUUUUAUCAUUUUAUGUCGUACAAUAUUGGUUUGAAUAUGCUAUAUUUAUUAUAAUUAUUCUUGUUUUAUUAUGGAUGAUUAUAUAUCAAUAUGUUUUACCUCGUUUUCAGCAACGAACAUCAUCGCCUUUAAGUCUUAAUACAAAACUUUAUUUUUCUCUUUCGUCAAGCGUAGUUUUAUUUGAAUUAAUCUUACAAAUUUUGCAUUUGAUUGUUAAAGAUGAUGAAAAUAAUAAUACGGAUUUUCAAGUUAAUAAUCUUCGCCGAAUGUUAUUUCUCUACAAUUUUCGUUGUAUUUUACUACCACUUAUUAUCUGUUUCAUUAUUUGUGAUCCAUUAAAACAAUGGUUCUAUGAACUUCUUAUACAACGUCCAUAUCUAGAUAAUAUUGAUGAAACUGAUCAUACAAAUACAAUGAUUGAUCAAUGA